Molecule: messenger RNA, 5427 nt
Organism: Grammomys surdaster
Lineage: Eukaryota; Metazoa; Chordata; Mammalia; Rodentia; Muridae
Gene: Rubcn
Product: rubicon autophagy regulator
Exons: 19
Coding region: 173-3007 (944 amino acids)
Biological process (GO): negative regulation of endocytosis; negative regulation of autophagosome maturation
Cellular component (GO): early endosome; late endosome
Molecular function (GO): phosphatidylinositol phosphate binding
Source: RefSeq, a predicted model, not a curated record
CUAGAACGGCAGCUGAGGCAGCAGUCCUUGACUCUGCCGCUGUCAGGGUGUAGUGCAUGGUUUUGAGCCCACCAGCCAUGGUGCCUCCCCUCUCUUGAGGGUGCUCCUGUUACCCUGGCAGUCGAAGCGGCCUGGAAUCUCUCUUCCGCCCCGAGACGGCCCUACAGCCCGGAUGCGUCCGGAGGGCGCGGGAAUGGAUCUUGGCGGCGGCGGGGAGCGCUUGCCGGAGGAGAGCAGGAGAGAGCACUGGCAGUUGCUGGGUAAUUUGAAGACUACUGUGGAGGGUUUGGUGUCAGCCAACUGCCCCAAUGUCUGGUCCAAGUAUGGUGGCCUGGAGCGGCUUUGCAGGGACAUGCAGAACAUCCUGUAUCAUGGGCUCAUCCAUGACCAGGUAUGUUGCCGCCAGGCUGAUUACUGGCAGUUUGUGAAAGACAUUCGCUGGCUCAGUCCACACUCAGCCCUUCAUGUUGAGAAGUUCAUCAGUUUGCAUGAGAGCGGCCAGAGCGACACAGAGAACGUGAGUGAGCACACUGUCGCGGAGCUGUGGCUGCAGCACAGCCUGCAGUGCCACUGUCUCUCAGCCCAGCUCCGGCCUCUGCUCGGGGACAGACAGUACAUUAGAAAAUUCUACACAGAAACUGCCUUCCUGCUGAGUGACGCCCACGUCACAGCCAUGCUCCAGUGCCUGGAAGCUGUGGAACAGAACAACCCCCGUCUGCUGGCUCAGAUCGACGCGUCCAUGUUUGCCAGAAAGCAGGAGAGCCCACUGCUGGUCACAAAGAGCCAGAGUCUGACUGCUCUGCCUGGCUCCACAUACACCCCUCCAGCCAGCUAUGCUCAGCACUCCUACUUCGGGUCCUCCUCCAGCCUUCAGUCCAUGCCGCAGUCCAUGCUGCAGUCCAGCCACAGCUCAGAGAGAAGAUCUACUUCCUUUUCGCUCUCUAGCCCUCCCUGGCAACCUCAAGAAGACAGAGAAUGCCUCUCACCAGCAGAGACUCAAACCACCCAAGCUCCGCUGCCUUCAGACUCCACUCUAGCCCAGGGUUCCCCACAGACCGCACAGGAGAUGAGCUCCAGCACUCUGACUAGCCCCCUAGAGGCAUCCUGGGUCAGCAGCCAAAAUGACUCCCCAAGUGAUGUCAGUGAGGGGCCUGAGUACCUGGCCAUUGGCAACCCAGACCCUCAUGGCCGGACUGCCAGUUGUCAGAGUCACAGCAGCAACGGCGAGAGUAGCAGCUUGCACUUGUUCUCCUCCAGCAGCUCUCAGAAGCCGGAUUCUGCUGCUUCUUCUCUAGGGGACCAAGAGGCAGGUAGGCAGAGUCAGGCAGGCAGCGUCCUCCGAAGGUCCAGCUUCUCAGAAGGGCAGACAGCACCUGUCGCCAGCGGGACAAAGAAGAGCCAUAUUCGCUCCCACUCGGACACCAACAUUGCCUCCAGAGGAGCGGCAGAGGGUGGUCAGUACCUCUGCUCUGGAGAAGGCAUGUUUAGAAGACCAUCAGAAGGACAGUCCCUCAUCAGUUACCUCUCUGAGCAAGACUUUGGCAGCUGCGCAGACCUGGAAAAGGAAAACGCCCACUUCAGCAUCUCUGAGUCCUUGAUUGCCGCCAUCGAGCUGAUGAAAUGCAACAUGAUGAGCCAGUGUCUAGAAGAGGAGGAAGUGGAGGAGGAAGAUAGUGACAGAGAGAUCCAGGAACUGAAGCAGAAGAUCCGCCUUCGGCGCCAGCAGAUCCGCACCAAAAGCUUGCUCCCUGCGUACCAGGAAACUGAGCACGGAAGCUUCCGGGUCACCUCCAGCAGCUCCCAGUUCAGUUCACAUGAUUCUACACAGCUCUCGGACUCCGGCUCUGCUGAGGAUGUUGAUGAAUUUGAAAUCCAAGAUGCUGACAUUCGGAGGAGCACAGUCUCAAACGGCAAAUCAUCCUUCUCCCAGAAUUUCUCACACUGCUUCCUGCACUCCACAUCUGCUGAGGCAGUGGCCAUGGGGCUUCUCAAGCAGUUUGAGGGGAUGCAGCUUCCAGCUGCCUCGGAGCUAGAGUGGCUAGUCCCAGAGCACGAUGCUCCACAGAAGCUCCUGCCCAUCCCCGACUCCCUGCCCAUCUCACCAGAUGAUGGGCAGCAUGCGGACAUCUACAAGCUGCGGAUCCGUGUCCGUGGCAACCUGGAGUGGGCUCCACCCCGGCCUCAGAUCAUUUUUAACGUUCAUCCAGCACCAACGAGAAAGAUUGCUGUGGCCAAGCAGAAUUACCGCUGUGCGGGAUGUGGCAUCCGGACCGACCCUGAUUAUAUCAAGCGCCUGCGGUACUGUGAGUACCUGGGCAAGUACUUCUGCCAGUGCUGCCAUGAGAAUGCCCAGACGGUCGUCCCCAGCCGCAUUCUGCGCAAAUGGGACUUCAGCAAGUACUACGUCAGCAACUUUUCCAAGGACCUGCUCAUUAAGAUCUGGAAUGACCCUCUCUUCAAUGUGCAGGACAUCAAUAGCGCCCUCUACAGGAAGGUUAAGCUGCUCAACCAAGUCCGGCUGCUGCGGGUUCAGCUGUACCACAUGAAGAACAUGUUUAAGACAUGCCGACUGGCCAAAGAGCUCCUGGACUCCUUUGAUGUGGUUCCAGGCCACCUGACAGAGGACCUCCAUCUGUACUCGCUGAAUGAUCUGACUACAACCAAGAAGGGAGAACUGGGGCCCCGGCUGGCCGAGCUCACCAGAGCGGGAGCUGCCCACGUGGAGAGAUGCAUGCUGUGCCAGGCCAAGGGCUUCAUCUGUGAGUUCUGCCAGAAUGAGGAUGACGUCAUCUUUCCUUUUGAGCUACAUAAGUGCCGGACCUGUGAAGAGUGUAAAGCAUGUUACCAUAAAGCUUGCUUCAAGUCUGGAAGCUGCCCCCGGUGUGAGCGGCUGCAGGCCCGACGGGAGUUGCUGGCCAAGCAGAGCCUGGAGUCGUACCUGUCUGACUAUGAGGAGGAGCCCACGGAAGCCUUGGCUCCAGAGACCACCGUCCUAGAGACCACCUGAGGAUGCACCCCAGCCCUUCGUCUGAGGGUCUGCCUAGGGUCAGAUAGAGAACUGAGCUCCGCCUUCAAGGAAGGUGGGGCCUUUUAAAAAUAUAUAUUGUCAUUUUUUAUGACUUGUCUGCUGUCCAGAUGUAGGCAGCCUUUAUUGGUUGAUGGAUCCAGUCUGUUGUGACAGACAUAUCUGUAGGCAUCGAGUAUUUUCAUCGGAACUGACACUUGGCGUGCCUCUUGUCUGGGAAAUGGACCUCGAGGCCCAGUUCUGCCUGCCACGCUUGGCCUAUUCCACUAGGACCAGAUCUGGUUACAGCUGCAGCUCAAAGAUCAUUCCCACUGUUGACUUGGUUCCUCAGCGUCUGAGCCAUGCCUUUCUCAGCCAGCGACCUUCUCCUUGGCUGCUGAAACAGGAGAAUGGUCUUUUCUUGGUCCUAGUCCUAAAAGAGAAUAAGACUGUGCCCUGAGGCACGGGACAGAAAGGGUACAUGGCAGGCAUUCUGGGCGGGGCAGGGAGGAACAGGACCAUCAUUGUUCUAGAAUCCUCAGGAUCUCAAGGGGGCAACCAUGGCUCCCCUGUUUCAAGUAUUCCUGGCAUAGGUGGGCACAAGCUGAUUUGUGUACUCUGGUGGGCUUGAAGUAAAGAACAGAUCUGAGUCUUAGGCUAGGCCACAAGCAUAAGUGCGGCUGCAGCUGGUGCUUAAGAAGUGGUUUUUUAGAUAGAAGAGCCAACAGCCUCCUCUGGGGUGGUCAGUCUCUCAGCUGGCUAGCCUGAGUGCAGGUGCGCUUCAUGCUCAGGCAAGUCCCUGAUGCAAGCUAAGGGGAUAGAAACCCCACCCACUGUCUCAAUAGUGCGCUCCAUACUGCUCUGUAGGACAUUGACCCCGUGGUUCUAAGUACAGGUGUGACCAAGCCCCAUUCUCAGUCCCUGCCCCACAGAGCUGCAGCCCUUCCUCUUGGCUGACCUCUUGCCUUAGUUUCUUUUCUCAGCGUUGGGGGAAGCCAGCCCACUAGUAGCACUAGAGCACUUGACAGUCUGUGAAUGUUUCUGUUUGCCCAGAGUAACAGGGGCCUUUAUGCAGUUAACUCUUCAGCCUUGGUCUAUAUCGAACCAUCCAUUUCAUGUAACUAAUUUUAAUAGACUCUUCCCCUAUCACCUAAUGUGCAUUUUUUGUGGAAAGUGUCCUAGACUAGGCUGCUCAUGACUGUGGUGAUGUUUGAGGUUCGAGCAUCUAACCUCAGUAAACACUAGUCAGGGUUGCCUCAGAGCCUGGCAGCUCUGUGAACUAACAUCCACAGCAAUCUUGUUCUGGAGCUGGCCUGUGUCUUCCUGUACUUGGCACUAGUAAAAUCAUUGGUCCAGGCAGUGCCCCACCCAAGAAGUCAAACGAGUUGCCUGUUGCUGUUGGAAGCUGACAGGUAGCUGAGCUUCAAGGGAACAAGGAGUCUCCCAGAGAGGCAGGGGGACGCAGUGGAACAGCCAAGCUGAGCUCUAGCAGAGCAAGAGGGAACGUGUCUGGCCAGUUCCAAGGUGUGACUCCUCUGCCUCACACUUGGAAUCUGACAACUACCAUGGGCUGGAUGACUGGGACUGCUCUCAGUAGGCAAUGAGGCAGAAAGCCAAGGCCAAAGCCAGUUCUUUUUUUUUGUUGUUGUUUUUUCGAGACAGGGUUUCUCUGUGUAGCUCUGCCUGUCCUGGAACUCACUCUGUAGACCAGGCUGGCCUCGAACUCAGAAAUCCGCCUGCCUCUGCCUCCCAAGUGCUGGGAUUAAAGGCAUGCGCCACCACCACCCGGCUCAAAGCCAAUUCUAAAGAACUGGUUAGAAAUCCCUUCCAACUCAGUUAUCACUGAGUCAGACCUUGGAUGCCAGUUCCUGGCUGACUUCCCGUCCAGCUGCUCACUGAAGUCACCACACUGGAGGAAACUUCCACCCAUGCUCCCAGUCAGCAGCACGGGCUCAGCAGUCUCCAGCUCCAUCCCUCUAGGUCAUACCUUUAGAACUCCUGAGUCUGCUGUCAUUACUGACCAAAUACCCAUGUCUGUCUGUUUGGGGAGAAGGAGCAGGGGGUGUGGUGAAAGCACUUAGUCACCUAAUGGAAUCUGAGGAUCCCCUGCUGUGGCGGGGAGAGGCUUCCAAUGCACUGAUAGGACGUGUGAGGGGGGAGCAUCGCUCUGUACUGAGGAGACAGCUCCCAGUGCUCUGCACUUAAGAGGUUCUUUCUGUUCCUCUGCUGAGGAGUGGAGAGCUUUUGCAGAACUAACAGAAGAGGAGCAGGAGUCUAAAUGAAAAUGUUGUUUGUAUACACCUUGUGUUUAGAACUGGAUUUUCACCUGCUGUAAUUUACGCACAUCCUGACAGUUCACGGUCAUCUCUAAUAAACUAAGGAAAAUAAAUCUUGCCUUUUAUUUACCUGCCUUGCUGACUAUA